Molecule: messenger RNA, 1082 nt
Organism: Solanum dulcamara
Lineage: Eukaryota; Viridiplantae; Streptophyta; Magnoliopsida; Solanales; Solanaceae
Exons: 2
Coding region: 212-709 (165 amino acids)
Source: RefSeq, a predicted model, not a curated record
AGCGCGUAAGCAAGAAAUUAAGGGCUUCUUUGUUUAACAUGUGAGGUGCCUCACCCAUGUAGAGCUUCUUUGUUUGACUUGAAACAUACAUACAAACAUUGCCACAACAGAAGAGUUAUCAUUACACUAUUAUCAACAUAUCUUCCAAAUUCAGUUUUCUGGGGUUGAAUGCGAUAUCUGCUCGACGUUCCCAGAAAAUCAGGAAAGAAGGAUGGUUCAGACACUGGAAGCCAUCAAGGGUGGUGGAGGCUCUAUUAAAGUAGGAACAACUGGUACAAUCGGUGCUUUGAUGUCGAGAGAAUUAGAUUCUAAGAAAGUUUCUCCUCAGACAUCGGUUUCAUGUAGAAGUAGGUCUCCUACUGUUUGUUCUUUCAUUGCUGGCAGUGCUUCCAGUCCCAAAAGAGUGAAUCCAAAAACAUCAGGUGCCGAAGCAAGCAGCAGUGGGAUGUCUGUGAGCAAUAUGAAAUGUAGUGAAAUUGUCAGGAAAACAAAACACUACAGUCGAAAAACUCAACAAAUUCCAAUACUAGAAUCAGAAAAUAUUUCCGUAGAUAGAACGCCUGUUAGGCAGAAACCUGAUAGAAAGGGACAUCACAUGGUGAAAAUUGUGGACAUAAAUUGUGGGAAUGUUGACAGAACUUGGGCAGGCCCUAUAAAGAAUCGCCUGAAGAAGCUUGGUUUCUCAAAGCUAUCUGAGAGUCCUGUCUAAGUGCCUAAUCCUUGAACAUCAACCUUUAAAUUACAGUUGGUUCAUUACAUAAUAUCAACUUAUUGCUCCCUCUUCUCUUUUUGGGGUCGUGGCCGAUGAUCCACGGUCUGGUAACAGCUAACAGAAGCCAUAUCUUCAAGUUGGCGAGGCUCGUUAGACCUGUCAUCACAAAUAAGAUGAUGCAUUGAGGUUGAAGAGAGGUUGUCCUGAGCUGUGAUCCUUGUCUUGAUUUUGAGAAUUGGUUAUUUUGGUUAGGCCUAAUUCCAAGUGCAUUUACUUGGCUUCUCUUUUCAGAGUCUCGACCCAAAAGGGCCACUUAAUUUGACUUGUAAUGUUAAUGGUUAAAUUAAAUAAAAUCAUCUAUUUGAUGCAC